Puma concolor (puma) is the source of this 1134-nucleotide messenger RNA. The record is from RefSeq and is a predicted model, not a curated record. NCBI's taxonomy places the organism in Eukaryota, Metazoa, Chordata, Mammalia, Carnivora, Felidae.
AUGGAGCCCCGCGCGGCGGACGGCUGCUACCUGGGCGACGUGGGUUUCUGGGUGGAGCGCACCCCUGUGCACGAGGCUGCCCAGCGUGGCGAGACCCUGCAGCUGCAGCAGCUGAUUGAGAGCGGGGCCUGUGUCAACCAGGUCACCGUGGACUCCAUCACGCCCCUGCACGCGGCCAGCCUGCAGGGCCAGGCGCAGUGUGUUCAGCUGCUGCUGGCCGCCGGGGCCCAGAGUCGCUGGGCGGAGGGCAGCGGCAGCAGCAGCAGCAGCAGCAGCAGCAGCAGCGGGCCAGGAGCCCGGAGCAUGGGCUGCAGCCUCCGGGCCGAACGCACCCAGGAGCUUGGCUCUUCAGCUUAUCACCUCCAGGCCUGGUGCUCCCGACGCCGCUUAGGAGACCCCGGAGGAAGUUCCGAAUGCGUGAGGCUUCUUAUUGACGUGGGGGCCAAUCUGGAAGCACACGACUGCCACUUCGGGACCCCUCUUCACGUCGCCUGUGCCCGGGAGCAUCUGGACUGCGUCAAAGUGCUGCUUAACGCAGGGGCCAAUGUGAACGCAGCGAAGCUUCACGAGACAGCCCUGCAUCACGCAGCCAAGGUGAAGAACGUCGACCUCAUUGAGAUGCUCGUCGAGUUCGGAGGCAACAUCUACGCGCGAGACAACCGGGGCAAGAAGCCGUCUGACUACACGUGGAGUAGCAGCGCACCCGCCAAGCGCCUCGAGUUCUACGAAAAAACCCCUCUGUCCCUGGCACAGCUCUGCAGGGUGAGCUUGCGGAAGGCCACUGGCGUCCGAGGACUGGAGAAAAUCAGCAAGUUGAACAUCCCUCCCCGGCUCAUCGAUUACCUUUCCUACAACUGAGCUGCAGGCGCGCGAGGCAGGAGCCGGCUGGGGGCCCCCUGGCCUCUCCGAGCCCAGCGCUGGGUCACUCGGCCCUGCCUCGUCUGCGGCCGUUCCACUGCUGUAGAUAGAGCAAUGCUCCCGGGGGCCGUGCCGGCUGGCCUGCUUUGUCUUCUCUGCAGACUCCUGGACAGUGUUGCCAAGGCACUGAGAAGGCCCUGCCUGGUCCCGGCCGUCCGGCGCUCUCAGGAAGGGCUCUGCAGGGAGCGCAGGGGAGGGCCGGGCGGAGCCGGGCAC